Messenger RNA from Solenopsis invicta (red fire ant), 8912 nucleotides. RefSeq names its product thiamin pyrophosphokinase 1. Gene Ontology annotation, biological process: thiamine metabolic process; thiamine diphosphate biosynthetic process. Gene Ontology annotation, molecular function: ATP binding; thiamine binding; thiamine diphosphokinase activity. NCBI's taxonomy places the organism in Eukaryota, Metazoa, Arthropoda, Insecta, Hymenoptera, Formicidae. The coding region runs from base 89 to 1489 and encodes 466 amino acids. The transcript is spliced from 9 exons. The record is from RefSeq and is a predicted model, not a curated record.
GCGGUGCUGUGUCGACGCACCGGACGUCGCCUCGAGGAGAGAUCCGGCCCGCGAACGUGUGCAACGGUAACGAUCAGCUGUGGUAGACAUGAAGACCGAGGUGUCCUGGAAGCGACGGCUUCUGCGAAAGAAGUUGAAAUAUAUGCUGGUGUGCGUCUUCGUAGUCGCCGUGAUAUUUGUGUUUCAUCAGCUGUUUUACCUGAAGGAGUUGAAUCGGGACACCAUGGGCAAGUUGAUCGCCGGCUCGGUGCAGGAUCCCCACCGCGUGGUUGUUGGCAAUCGAGCCGACAAGCGGAAUCAGCCGUUCUUUUCCAAGCUCAUACGCGACAAGUACGGUCAAACGGUGUCGUUGCACGGCACACGAGACCAGGACAUGUUCAAAUACAUGCCCAAUGUCAAUGGGAAAUUCGUAUGUUUUACCUCGAAAAAGGAGAUUGAUUUUGCAAAGAUCAACGACGAUUAUUGCGAUUGUCCAGAGGAGGGUAGUGACGAACCAGGUACCAACGCCUGCAAUAAUGGUUUCUUCUAUUGUGAGACAUAUUCAUUAAGAAAGCUACCAGCAAGAAUAGCAUCAUUUAAAGUCAAUGAUGGAUAUUGUGACUGUUGUGAUGGUUCUGAUGAAUGGGCUGAAACUAAAAUAUUGAAUAAGCUCAUGAAGAAGUUGCAAUCUAAGUAUUAUUUUCACAAUAAUUUUACUAUCACGUGGAAGCCGCUCGACGCAAUUCAGGAUGGCGCGCGCUGCGAAUACGCGGUGAUCGUGCUGAAUCGCCCCAUAUACUGGAAGCGCGACAUGCUGCUCCCAUUCUGGCAGAAAGCUCGAAUCACUGUUACUGUGGACGGUGGUACGCAAAGGUGGCUGAACUAUCUUGAGGAGCAUGGAAUAGAUGCAUUGAACGGCGAGUACAAACAAUAUGUACCGAAUCUCAUCACAGGAGAUAUGGAUAGUUGUACACCAUUCGUGAUCGAAAAAUUGGGGAGUAUAGGAUCCACGAUCAUCGAGACGCCCGAUCAAAAUCACACGGAUUUUACCAAAGCUCUACUGCAAGUUGCACACUAUGCCAAGACGUAUAAAAUAAAUUUAGGUGAAAUAUACGUACUUGCAGAAACAUCCGGCAGGUUUGAUCAUAUCAUCGGUAAUGUCAAUACCUUAUACAAAAGUGACAAGCUUGUGGGAAAUAUACAGGUGAUACAAGUUGCAAGUAACUCUCUGACGUGGAUAUUAAAACCUGGUUUGCACAGUAUACAUAUCCCGGAGAUUCUGGUGCGUCAGAAAUCUUGGUGUGGUUUGUUACCGUUUGGUUAUCCUGUUAAUUGUAUAUCAACGACUGGCUUGAAAUGGAAUUUAAAUAACACGACUAUGCAGUUUGGUGGUUUGAUAAGUACUUCAAAUACAUAUGAAGAUUGUGAGGUAACUGUGAAUACGGAUACGUCGGUAAUUUGGACUAUGGGUAUAGAUUCUCUUAAAGAAAAUGAUGAUGAAACAUCGUAACAUUCUACCAUUAUUCUACUAAAAGAUAAUGAUAUAGAUGUGUGAUGCAAAUUAUCAGAUAUGGUUUAGGUUAAACGUGCUAAAUAUUAGCUCUGUUUAAAGUAUUUGAGAUAUUUUUUCAAACAGUACUAGUAAACUAGAUCUGCAUAAAAUUAAAGACAAUUUGGAAUUGUUUUAAUAAUUAAUAAUAGUUUUAAUAAUUUUAAUAAUAGUUUUAAUAAUUUUGAAUCAUAUUUUACUGAAAUUGGUACAAUUGAUACUAUUGUGGUAUCUCUAUCUAUAACAAUAUAAUAAUGGAAUGAAUCAUUAUUAUUUACUGCACAUUUUGUUCAAAAAAUAGUUUCCCAUUUAGUGUAAAAAAAAUCCAAACAUAUAGAAUUCUGUGGAAUGUUACAGAAUUUUAUUUAAUAUCAGCUAUGAAUUUUUUUUCAUUGUUUUAGGAAUGGAACAAAAUGUUUUCAUUGAUUAAUGCUGUUGCUUAGCGAUAACAGAUAUUACGUUAUCAUUAAAAUUGAAAAUAAUUGCAAAUGUGUGUUAGUCGUAAAGUUGCUGCAAAACGUAAUGAAACAAACCCUGCAGUAACUAUAUUAUUAUAUACUUAUAUGCAUUCCAAAGGAAAUUAGUUAAAAAGAGCACAAAUAAUGUUACGUUCCUAUUUUAUUUGCGUGUAUAAAACCAAAGCCAUGAUAAAGUCAUGACAUUUUUAACACAUAUUGUAUGGAUGGAAGUUUAUUGAUCCUGAAACAAAUACUACACAAUUUCAUAAUCUUUUAAAACUUUUAACUUUUUAAUCAAUCCUUUUUAUAAACUAAGGAUUGAGAUCGAAUUCGCGGCUUGCUGCCUACGAGUCGACUGCUACAUACAGGAAGCUUACACAGAGUCACGUGACAUGACAUUUUAAUAACUAUUACAGUAAUGUACAAUUUUGAAUUUUAAAUUAGAAUUCUUUUAUAUAGUGAACCGACUAAAAUAUGUUCGCUUCUUUAUGCGUUUAUUCUUAGAAUGUACAUCAGAUUUCUGAUCUUUAAUCUAUUCAUUAUUGAUUUAUCUCCUAGUCAAAUACAAUAUUUAUGCAGGCAACACAAAAAUCUGAGAUAUCGUUAAUACAAAAGAGAUACUAUUUUUUUAAGCAUCUUAGAAUUUUGUGUUAUCUGUAUUACGAAAUAUUUCUUACGUUGCAGACGAUUUGUAUUUUAAUGGACCUGUACAUAAUUAGCGCAUGAUGUAAGAAUAUGUCUCGUUAAAUCUUCCUCGAGUGUUUGUAGACAACGCAUAACGCAGGUAUUUACUUGGCACGGCGAGAGUGUCGAGUCGAAAUAGUAUCCCAGGCGGUACCUGCCGCUUUAUAGCCGCCCGCACUUGCGUCUAUAGUGCCCGACUGUUCGUAUAAUAGCAGGUCGCUACCGCCGCUAUCGGGGCUAGAAUCGGAGCGUGUACUUCGGCGAUCAGCUGUCGCGAAUGUUUACAUUCGUCGGCCGAGUGCCGAGCUUGUGGUGGGGUCGCGGCCACCGUCCAGUUUCUUUCAGCCCGUCGUGUCGCGCGGUUCACGUAAUCCGACGAGUGCUUUUUAUCGUGCCUUAUCGUCGCGCUGUCGCGCGGUAUCGAGCAAAUGCCAGCGCGCACCUUUCUGUGCUUUCCAGAAUCGGGUAAGCUUGCGAGUCGCAGAGGAGAGGGAGAGGGACACGUGGCAAAAUAUCACGAAAAUAUUUGUCCAACGAGUAUUAUACAGCAAGUAAAAGUACUGUAAAUUAGUAUCUCUGUCAAUACGCUGGUUAAAGGGGGUACGUUUACAGCAGCAAGAUUUAAUGACGAUUGUUAUGCCAUCAUGAUAGUAAUAUCUUUAUAUUGAAAUUUAUAUUAAUUGACCGCAUAGUUGUGCGAGAAAUAUCCAAUCCACGUAAUUUAUAAUUUUUGAAUUAUUGUAACCAAUAGGUAAUCCGAACAUUUUCUUACAUUUAAACAAAAAAGAUCCAAAGCUAAUAUGUGCCUAAAAUAAAAUAAAAAUAAAAAAAACAGUUUUUACUUACAACUCUUUCUCGGCUAUUUGUAAACUCGAAGAAAUAAAUAUUUAGCAAUUUUUACCUAUAUUUUUAAAUUACAUUAAAUAUUUACAUUUUUUCUUGAAACGGAUCUUCAUGUGGGAUUGGACGUUUCUUGCAUAACUAUAGCCAAUCAAUAUUGUUGUGCCAAUAUAAUGUUUUUUGUUGUUACAUCGUUUGAUAAUAUUAUAGUACAUUUGUACCGUUUGUAUAUUAACUUUGUAUACGUAUAUAUCCGUCCUUAAACGAGUUUGCUCCGAAGGAUAUGAACGAUCGGAUGCAAUGCACAGUAUCCCAGUGUUUAAAUAAACAGAUUGUUAUCGCAAAUGGUAGUUGACAUUGUUAAAUUGUAUCGCUGUUGUUAUUGAAAAUUAAAAUCGUUGAUCAAAACUCAGUAAAUCACGAAAUUGAAGAAAGAUAUGUUCUACGCAAAAUACGAAACUUUUGGAGCAACUCGCAGCAAUCUAUUUUUAUUGCUCAUCUUCAUUUAAUGUUGACAGCUACGGCGCAUUCUCCGAAUAUUCUUGCACCUACGAUCGAAAUACACUGUUUUCUCUUUUUAUUAUAGAUUUGUGAUGUUGAAGAUUUUUAUAAACAGCGAGUGUUUAUGUUACGAAUUUUUUCACAUUCAAUUAUUUGAUUCUAAACAAAUCUACCUAUUGUACUUAAAAUAAUGCUAACAAUAACAAUAAUAUUUGUACGAAUUUCCAAGAGGACAUUAACAUCUUUUACACGAGGUAACAGGCGAUCGAAAUACAAGCUUCCAAAACAAUCGAGUGAUGGAAAUCCGAGCGGUGCUUGAAAAUCGCACAGAAGCUUCUCUCAGAUCUUGUACAUACGUACGUUCUCAAACUUCACACAAUCGACAAUCAACUACUCCAUUAACCGCUCAGAUUUCCACUCCCGUGAGACGCGGAGCGCGCGUUUCGACGGAACUCGAGAGCCUCGCUCGCUAGACGCACCUCGGACACGGACAAAUAGUCGAGCUUGGCUCCGGGUGCUUGCGACUCGAGCCACCGAAAUGGUGUCAGACACCGAGUGUAAAUAACCUUAUGAACGUAAGAAUAGACGUACGAGACGAAUUGGGGUUUAUGUAUCUUCUUGCACCGGAGAAGACUCACGGCAGUCGCGCGACGGGAUUCCGAUUUCAAACGUGUCACCGCGUGCUUGCUUCUUGAUAGCCCUUUUUGGUUCUCAAAUAAUAAUAAAGCGCGAUAAUUUUUUAUCUCUCUUUGUUUAAAAAUAAAACGAUAUCGAGUUCGAAAAACAAAAGUUCAAUUUCAAAUUUCGACAGUUUCGAUUUUAUAGGCCAUAAAGCUUGCCUAGCUGUAAACUGUUACACGCUACCGUGCCAAAGGCUUGCUGCUGAAUCUCGCGCAAACACGGGUCUUAACUUGUGCAAUGUACAGCAGCCCCCGCCGCUGAUCUUAUUUUCGCAUUCAGCUGCGAUGGCGUUAAUCUUUAUACGCUUGUCUACGGACUUCGUCUGAUCUCGCAUGAGCCAAGUCAAAUAAUUGGCGUGACGCCUUUGAUUACUCAGAGGCGCGUCUAGUCGAGCCUCGGAAUGAAACCCGAGUUUAGGACUUAUGGGUGCGAGAAAACUGAAGCUUGGCACUUUUCCAGCGGUCAAUAUGAAAUUUUCAUCAGAUCAUAAAUGACGUUGAUUUGCUCACUGUCUGUUCUUGCGUCCCACGUUUAAUUCGUUAGGCUGAGUUUCGCGUUGCUAUUCGAAGAACGACGAAUUAAAGGAACAAGGAGAGCAAUAAUCAUGAUCUUUUCAAAAUAUUACAGUGAAAACACCGUGUUUUAUUUCAAUUUUAUGAGUUACUGAAUUUUUAGAAGCAAGUGAAACCAGAAUUUCUAUGUCAAUUAAUGAUUUUAACUUUUGGUGACAAGACAAUAUCUCAUAAAAGCGCUACAAUAUUAUUAAUAUUAAAUAAAAUAUUCCUGAAAUAUUUAAUAUUAAUAGAAGAUAGUUAUGUGUCCAUUCCUGGUACAUGUUAUUUAAUUAAAGAAAGAUGAACCAAAGGGAAGUAAGAGCGCAAUAUUCAUACUUUUAUCAAAAUAUUACAGAGAACCGCGUGUUUCUUUUCAAUUUUGUGAUUUACUGAAUUUUCAGAAACAACACACAAAUUUUUAUGUCAAUGACUUUAACUUUUAAUGACAAUACGAUAGUAGCACAAUUUAUUGUGUUAUUUAAUUAAAGAACGAAUUAAAAAGACGAAUUAAAGGGAUAUGAAACCGAAACAAUUAUGCUUUUAUCAAAAUUUUAUAGUGAAAACUCAUGUUUUUUUUAAUUCUGUAAUUUACUGAAUUUUCAAAAGCAGAAGACACGAAUUUUCACAAUUUUUAAUCCAUUUAAUGCUUUUAAAUUUUCAAGAAUAUUUGUAACAAUAGUGAUAUGAUGAUAAUACAAUUUAACGGUGUCAACUGCAAACGUUAUUUGCGAUAAUAACCUCUUAUUGAAACAUUGAUAUAAUUGGAUAUAAUGCAUUGUAAGUAUAGUUUGUUUAAUAAUAAGAGCGUGAGCGGCAUAUCUUUUGUGUGGAAAACGUUAAACGGAAAAUUCCGGUGGAAGAGCAAAUAGCGAGACUCUACGAGUUUUAAAUAAAAGUUCGUUUUUAUGGACAAAAGACAUUCAAUAAGUGCUCAAAACUGUUUCUCUACACACACUCGAAAGAACUAAAGUUUCUUGGAAAAAAAUAUGGAAGUUGAAACAGAAUUGAUUCGAUGGAUUCAUUUCAUAUAUAGUUAUAAAAUUUUAUUUUUUUUUUUUAUGAAUCAAUAGUUUAUUUUAUAUGCCAUAAAUUUAUCAAAUAUUAUUAUUUUUAAAGGAGAACUUGAUUGGAAGUGUCAGUAAUUUUAUCAAAAGCAACUUCAUGUUUAAAUUGAAAAUGUUCAUUGACCUAUUAACAAAAUCAGAUUGAUGUAUUUAAAUAAAAUUGCAACAGAACACGUACUCGGUCCAUCUGUUUACAUGAAAAGAUGAGACAGAAUAGCAGAUAUUAAAUAAAUAAGAUAAUCAUACAUACACUUACGAAACUAAUUGUUUUUACACGAUAUGAAAGUUUAUUUUAUGUUACAAAUUAAAAUACUUUUGAAAAAAAUUUGUUGCCAAUGGUUUUCACUUCCAAUCGAGUUUUUCUUAAAAAGUUAUAUUUGAUGAAUUUGUAACAUAAAAUAAACCAACCUAGGUCCGAACAAUUUCGUGACAAAUAUCCGAACAGUUUCGUGAUACACAUAGAUAUCUUUAUUUCAACAAUACUAUAAUUUAGUGGAAAACGUGCAUCGGAAGUACUAAGGAAUGGUGGCGAGUGAACGACUAAUGCUCAUUUUUUCAUCAAUCCCAGCGAGAAAUGAUAAUAGAAUUGAUGUCGAAAUUAUUCGACUGAUAUUUUGAUAUUGAUUCGAAUUCGAUUCGAUAGAUCAUUCCUCGCUAGGAUGUAGAUUAACUUUAAUCUUGAUUUAAUUUAUUCUUUAUCUUUUUCUAGUUUUAAGAAUUAAAAAAGGAUAAACAGUAAGUUAAACCGAGAUCAAAAAGUUAAGCUACAUUUGUGUAAUGAACAUUACUAAUGCAAAGAACCGUAAUACCAAUUUAGUGAUAUAUAUCUAUAUUUUUCUCUAUUAUUGUAAUAAAUAGUUUCAAAGUUAUGCCGGUCACGCUCUUAUUAAAUAGGCCGUAUCGUAUCUUCUCGGUCAACUUCGAAGAAUAAUUGCUCGUGGGUGUUACUCGUGGAUAACACCCGUAUUUUCCGGCGUAGAGAGUCCGAGAAGCGGGAUAAUUUCGUGUACCGAGUAUACGUAAAAAGCCACAUAUAUCUCGUAUAAAUAGCGUCGGGAUAUACGGGGUGACGUAGGGAUCAGCGAACAACGAACGUUCGUUCUACGGCCGGUUGGCGAAGUAUCGCACAAAUAACACAAAUAUACGAGAGCAUUAUACCUGAGAGUACGUAUCUGCACGUGAAGUCUACCCGCGAUAUCGUAACCGUAACCGCGGCGGUCGUUGAAAAACUCUCAUCUUUACUACGACUGCACUGCCAAGUCAUGUCGCUUUAUGCACGAGUCCGGAUAUAAAUAAAGCAGCCGGUAUCGAUUUUCUGCGUGUCGAAGGGUGACAGAAGGGUCGCGGAAAUUGUGAUCAAUAUUGAUUACAUAGUCAAUCGCCUUGGCACACAUGCCAUUACUUAUCAGUUAACGACUAUGACAACCGAAAUUACGAUUUACCCGAAGGAGACGGAGGAUCUCGUGGGGAAGAGGAAAGGUGUAAUUUGAAAUCUAAUAUUAAUUUGGAAUCGAUUUUGCCAUAAAAGAACAUCGCGGGUAAUGUUCUUAGUUAAAAAGUAAUUUUUGGAAAUUUUAGAAAAAAACAAACGAUUCUUUUUCUGUUUUUCUCUUUGCUAUGUUUUUUCGGUUUCUUUUCUUGUAAGAUGAUGUCAAUUUUAUUGUCCUUUACUCUAAUCGCCCUCUGUCAAUGGUUUUAAGACUUCUCUCACAUGUAAGAGUUCUAAUAAGUAACUUAUCCAUAAAGUCUGCUGUCUUUAUCACGGUCGUGUUUUUUUUUUCUAUAUUUUUCAGAAAAGAUGAAAAAAAUACCGAGUUUUUCCCUCAAUGUUACUUUCUUGGAAAAUAAAAAUAAAAAAAACCCGGUAAAAUAUAGUUUUUUCUUGAUAUUUUUUUUUUAAUUAAGAACAUUAAUUGAAAAAAAUUAUUUAAUUUACUACUCAGUAUUAAAUACCUUUACUACUCCCAAAUUAUACAGGUAAAUCCAUUAAAGUGUCCACAGGAAAUUAAAAAAAGAAUAACUGUCUAUUUUGAAGCUUUAGUUCUGGAAAAGUUCUCGAUUUCCAAUCGUUCGUAACUCAAAGACUAUCGGUUCGCUGGUAUUUUUGUCGUGGGGACGACUCCAAAUUGAUCAAAGAAUCCGUGGAUUACAGCUCUCUCUGUCUCUUCGACAGGUCUGGGAUACCCUGCAUUACGCUGUUUUCUGCACGCUUGUGAGGUGAGGUAAUCGAACGAGCCAUAGACUGUCUCGCUGUAUAUAUACAUAAUUCUGUCGGUCGAGAGUAAAAGUUCGAUGCCCCUGUUGACGGUUUGUACCCUAUCUAGUUUAGCUUUAGCUUCAUCCUUCUUUGGCGCGAUUUAUUCGCUUCGUCUCGACACGUGCUCGAACUCGAACAUCGUAAUUAACGAGGAAAGAUUCAGAGACAAAAUUUAUCUCUCCACUAUAUUCUGUUUUUUGUUUCUUUAUUUCUGCUUCUUUCGCAGAAAACAAUUUAACCGCUAUCUCUGUAGGCGAAAAAAAGAAGCAGUUUAUCUAAAUUUGUAUGUCUGACGUUAAUAAGACAGUUUAAUAAAAAAUAAACUCCUUUUUUCGAACACCAAAA